AUGUCAAGAGGCCUAAGUACAGUACAGAUCCGAUUGCUGCCAACGUUUUCAACGUUGACUGUUCGCGUCGCCCGCACCGCCGCCAGGAUCAAGGCACAAAAGCUCAGCGGCAAGGCGGAUCUCGACUCGUCAGCACCCAUCAUCGCCAUCAUGCCUCUCGGCCCCUUCGAGCUGCCCGCCGCGGCAGACUUUCACGUUCACCUCCGCGAUGGCCCAAUGUCUGCCGCUGUCGUGCCCACAAUCCGUCGUGGAGGCGUGAACACAGCCUACGUGAUGCCCAACCUCGUCCCUCCCGUCACCACCGUAUCCCAGGCGCUCGAGUACAAGCGUCGGCUCGAGGCCAUCGACCCGUCCAUCAACUACCUCAUGACCCUCUACCUGCACGAGUCCAUCACCCCAGACGUCGUACGCGAGGCGAAGGAGGCCGGCAUCGUCGGCAUCAAGAGCUAUCCCGCCGGCGUCACCACCAACUCGUCCUCCGGGGUCCUCUCGUAUGAACCCUUUUAUCCCGUCUUCAAGGCCAUGGAGGACUGCGGCCUCAUCCUCAACCUCCACGGCGAGAUCCCGAGCGACCAGAAGCAGGGGAUUACCAUCUUGAACGCCGAGAGCAAGUUCCUCCCGACUCUGCGCUCCCUCCACAGCCUCUUCCCCCGGCUGAGGAUCGUGCUGGAACACUGCUCAACCAAGGAUGCCGUCGAGGCGGUGAAAGCCUGCGGGAGCAGUGUCGUUGGCACCCUGACCUGCCAUCAUCUCUUUCUCACCGUCGAUGACUGGGCCGGCGAGGUGUUUUCGUUUUGUAAGCCGGUUGCCAAGACCCCCGAGGACCGGACCGCGCUUCUGCAGGCCCUCGUCAGCAGCAAGGGGAAAUUCUUCCUCGGCACUGACAGUGCCCCUCACGACAUCAGCGCCAAGAAAGGACAGGGAAAGACAGCCGCCGGCGUCUUCACCCAACCGUACGCUUGCCAGCUCAUCAUGACGGCCCUCGAGGAGGCUGUCGAGCGCGGUGAGGUCAGCGAGUCGGACAUCACCCAAGAGUUGCUCGAAGGCGUCCUCGGCGGCUUCGGCAGAACCUUUUACGGUAUCAAGGAUCCGUCCGGCCAGAGGAUUCGGCUGUCAAAGGGCCAGGAGCUCAUUUCUGGUAACAUACUCGGCGACGGUGUCGAGAUCGUUCCUUUCCGGAGCGGGCAGCAGACGUGGACUCUCGAGUGGAUUUAG
Molecule: messenger RNA, 1215 nt
Organism: Drechmeria coniospora
Lineage: Eukaryota; Fungi; Ascomycota; Sordariomycetes; Hypocreales; Ophiocordycipitaceae
Product: Metallo-dependent hydrolase
Exons: 4
Coding region: 1-1215 (404 amino acids)
Biological process (GO): pyrimidine nucleotide biosynthetic process; 'de novo' pyrimidine nucleobase biosynthetic process
Cellular component (GO): cytoplasm
Molecular function (GO): dihydroorotase activity
Source: RefSeq, a predicted model, not a curated record